Messenger RNA from Thalassophryne amazonica, 4565 nucleotides. It is a transcript of the gene ppp2r5eb, whose product is annotated as protein phosphatase 2, regulatory subunit B', epsilon isoform b. Gene Ontology annotation, biological process: signal transduction; protein dephosphorylation. The transcript is spliced from 14 exons. Gene Ontology annotation, cellular component: nucleus; cytosol; protein phosphatase type 2A complex. Lineage: Eukaryota; Metazoa; Chordata; Actinopteri; Batrachoidiformes; Batrachoididae. Gene Ontology annotation, molecular function: protein phosphatase activator activity. Bases 489 to 1928 code for a protein of 479 amino acids. The record is from RefSeq and is a predicted model, not a curated record.
AAGCAAGGUGCGGUGCGUUUGUGUUAUGUGUGCUGUCCCGAGCAGCGGUGUUGACAAUAGGGUGAAAAAGAAACAUCUCCCGAACCACAAACGAGCUGAAGAGAAUACUUAACUCCACGGUGUCGGGAAGAGAAGCAGUUUGGUCAGCAACAGGAAUGUAAUUGCGUUAGUGUAAUCAUUUUAUAUAGCCGUAUUUUUGUUAUUGAUGGGAGUUUGCUGAAGGAAGAGGCUACUUGUGGGUUUGGCUGUUUCAGGCCAACAUUUUGCGCCGAGCUGGAGGUAGCCUAUCGGCUAGCUGGUCGAUUUCCAAACACGAUAAUUACUCGCUGAAGUCUCCGUUGCAAAUCGUAUAGCAUUAAGCUCAAAGUAGUGCGACUGGAGAGCACUAAGGAGCCACUUCGGGUCGGGACUCGGGACGGUGUGUGUGUCAGCCAGUGAACACUAGCUAACGGUAGCAGCGUUAGCACUGCCCUGUAUUUACGUCUGGGAUGAUGGGUGAUCGCCCAAACCCGCCCAGCAGGGCGAUGUCCUCGGCAGCCACCACAUCUCCGUCUGUGGACAAAGUGGAUGGGUUUUCACGGAAGUCUGUCAGGAAGACCAAACAAAAACGGUCGCAAAGUUCAUCACAGUUUCGCUCUCAGGGCAAACCCAUAGAACUCACUCCCUUGCCUCUGCUCAAGGACGUUCCAGCACCGGAGCAGCCGGAGCUGUUCCUGAAGAAGCUGCAGCAGUGCUGUACUGUCUUCGACUUCAUGGACACACUGUCAGACCUCAAGAUGAAGGAGUACAAGCGCUCCACCCUGAAUGAGCUGGUGGAUUACGUGACCGUUAGCCGGGGUUACCUGACAGAGCAGGCCUACCCCGAGGUUGUCAAAAUGGUGUCUCACAACAUAUUUCGCACCCUUCCGCCCAGUGACAGUAAUGAGUUUGAUCCUGAGGAGGAUGAGCCCACACUUGAGGCCUCUUGGCCACACUUACAGUUGGUGUACGAGUUCUUCAUUCGUUUCUUGGAGAGUCAGGAAUUUCAGCCAAGCAUUGCCAAAAAGUACAUAGACCAGAGGUUUGUCCUACAGCUGUUGGAGUUGUUUGACAGUGAGGAUCCUCGUGAGAGAGACUACUUGAAAACAGUCUUGCAUAGAAUCUACGGCAAAUUCCUAGGGCUGAGGGCUUUUAUACGAAAACAGAUCAAUAAUAUUUUUCUAUGUUUUGUUUAUGAGACGGAGCACUUCAAUGGGGUGGCUGAGUUGCUGGAGAUCUUGGGGAGUAUAAUCAAUGGUUUUGCUCUGCCACUGAAAGCAGAACAUAAACAGUUUCUGGUCAAAGUGUUGAUCCCUCUACACACUGUCAGGAGUCUGUCCCUCUUCCAUGCACAGUUGGCGUAUUGCAUUGUACAGUUCUUAGAGAAAGACCCAACAUUAACAGAACCAGUCAUCAGAGGCUUACUGAAGUUCUGGCCAAAAACCUGCAGUCAAAAAGAGGUGAUGUUUCUUGGGGAGUUGGAAGAGAUCCUGGACGUCAUUGAACCUACACAGUUCGUUAAGAUCCAGGAGCUGCUCUUCAAACAGAUCUCCAGAUGUGUCUCCAGCCCUCAUUUCCAGGUCGCAGAGCGAGCUCUGUACUAUUGGAAUAACGAGUAUAUCAUGAGUCUGAUUGAGGAAAACUCUAGCGUCAUUCUGCCCAUCAUGUUUGCCAGCCUCUACAGGAUCUCCAAAGAGCACUGGAACCCGGCAAUAGUGGCGCUUGUGUACAAUGUACUGAAGGCAUUCAUGGAGAUGAACAGUACCUUAUUUGAUGAACUCACAGCCACUUACAAGUCAGACCGUCAGCGUGAGAAGAAGAAGGAGAAGGAUCGGGAGGAGCUGUGGAAGAAGCUGGAGGACUUGGAGUUAAAGCGGGGCCUUAAGAGUGAUGGGAUCAUCCCAACUUAACAGAGACAGCGCCGUGCUUCCACUGCACCGCCCACCUUCCAUCCCACCUCCCCUCCCUCUCAAACUCCCAUGUCCUCCAUCCAGUCCCAACCCACCUCCUUCACCACAGCUAUGUCAGCCCAGAGCUUGGGGAAAAAAAAAGAAAAAAGUCCCAUUAAAGGCCAUCGUCUCUGGAACUACACAAAGCACCCGCUGGUUUCUUAAUUUUUUUAAUGUUUUUUUUUUCUCCUGUGUUUGUGCGACUUACUUUACAGUAGAUUCAUCAUGUCUGUUUUCAUUAUUUCAACAGCACUGUAAAUAUUUUUUCUUUAUUUCCCUUAAACUGAUAUUAUUGCAAACAGAAAAACAAAACAAUGACAAUAAAAAAGAAAAUAGAAAAUGGGAAAAUGACUUGUGUGGGAGGGAGGAGGGGAAAAAACUUUUGAAUUGUAGGACUUGAACUCUUUUAAGGCAAAAGAAAAAGAUUGAUUUGAAUGCUUCAUCUUCAGCACAGCCUCAUGUGUGUUAAUUUUGUUUUUCUAUGUACUCGCUGUCAUCUUCACUUUUCAUCUCAUGCUCUGCUUCUGUCUCUCUUCACCUCUUCCGAUGGUGCGUCUUUGUAAUCCCCCCUGCCCCACCCUAAGGGUUCUGUAAGGAGGAUCCCCACCCACCCAGCUACGAGUUCAAGCUGAGAGACAACAAGAAUAAUUGACCCUCAGUUCCUUUUCUCCUAUUUUUUUUUUCUCUGUUAUUUUUUAAAAUGGAUAAAAACUUAUAAAAAGGACUGUCAAAAGGACUCCACUCUUCUCUUCACUGAGUGUGUCUGCGUGCGUGUUCAUACUGCAGCUAGCUGGAGGGUCACUGAAUUUUAUAACACUUUCGCCUCACAUUAUGAAAAUAGCACAUUUAGUUAAACAGUUCCUUCCCUGUAGUAGCUUGCACUCUCAAAUCACAUUAAUAAUUCUUGCAAAGCAAAUAAUUUAUUUAAAAAAUAAUAAACCGGUCCUUUCCUCUUUGGAAGGGCAACGUGUGGGGUUGUUACUUUUAGGAAGUCCGCUGAGUUAUAAAGUAAACCUCAACACUGCCGAGGUGAAACAGUUUGUGUUUUUAUGUUUUCUCUAAUUGGUCCAGAAAAAUGUAGACAACUGAGCGCUGAUGAAUAUAAAGACGUCAAACUAAACGUGACUAACUUGUGGGCGCUGUAAGAUGGGCACAGCUGAAGUUAACCAGACAUCUCAAAGUAGACUUAGCCAUUCAGUUGAGUGCCAACGCCAGGUAAAGUGGCAAAAAAUAAGGCUAAACAUCCAACCAGUCUGGGAAUAAUUUGUGAUCAGAAGAGUGCAUAUAACUAAUCAGGGAACCAUCGAACACCUUGUAUCAUUUUGGAGCAAUUUAAGCAUUUUACAACUUGUCUAAUUUCAUUUGCACAGUCUUGUGGGUCUGUACUCCAGAAAUGUUAAUCCAUUAAUCAAUUACUUAGUAGAAAGUGGACCAACAAAAAUUGUGAAGUCGUUUAAAUCUUUCACCAAGCAAACUGCCAUUUUUUUCUCCCUUCUGUUGCUGUAAUUAAAAUUUCAUUUAUUUUGACUGAGGAUGAAACAAUUUGGUGGAAUCAACUCACUCUGAGAACUUGGAAUAGAAUGCAUCAUACUCUUAUACUACUGUGUGAGAUUUUAUGCAUUAACAAAUUAAUAAAAAAACAAAAUUAGCUAAAUUAGUCAUUAGUGGUCACCUUGGUGGGGAGCUGUUAAAUCCAUAACACUUCUCAUGUAAACCCAGUUAGCUGUUUUUCACCAUGUCACCUUCAUUCUCUUCCAAAAAGGGUUAACUGCUUUCUUUCACUUGAUUUUCUUACUUUCCCUCAUGUUUCUUUGUGACCUUUGACCACUCAUCCUUUACAGAGCAGGCAUCUGGUAUCAGUCUGGUACUGAUACCAUCUGACCGUAACUGGGAAAAGUUGACUUAAAAACAAACCUGGAGAGGGGGAUGGAAAAAAAUAGACAAACUUGAGUGGAUCACCAAAAAGAAAAAAAAAAAUCUUCCUGCUGUUGAGAGAUGAGCGCUCCACUCCUGCCUGUGCCACUAGGGAGCGCUACGUUGGAUUCAUUGUAUUGCAACAGUGACAUGAAGCGAAAAUGAUGAAUCUUGUACAUGUUUAUUGAAUGCAAUACACUGAUAAUCUUGUAUCUUGUUGUAAUUUAUCCUGUUUUUGCUUAGGAAACUGUGGAGAGGAGUAUCCAGUAUAUAAAGAGGUAUUAUGGAACAUGGCUUCCUGGUAUUUAUGAUAGUUUCCCACUUUUAGUAUGUUUUUCUUUUCACGCUUCCCUCUUACUUUGUGUCUCAUUUUGGAUUUAUUUUUUUUUGGCCAUUUGUUAAAUAUAUUUUUUGCUUGGGGGGGGGGCGCAUGGGUCAGAGGCCAGGGAGUAUAGACAUGGAAGGCAUGGAGCAGACCAUUUUUUCCCGUUGGGAUUUUGGAAAGUGAAGAAUCUCCAGCAUUGUUGAAUCCUCCCUCGCAGAAUCAUUGUGUGCUUUAGAACGGCCCAGAUAUGAUUUAAAACUUAAAAAAAAAAAAAAAUACAAAUGGGUUGGAGAAAUACAAAUGUUUAAUUAUUUUAAAAAAUAAAGAGAUAUUAAAUUAAACCUGUUUUGUGAUAAAGA